This is a messenger RNA of Zalophus californianus (California sea lion), 6193 nucleotides long. It is a transcript of the gene CD276, whose product is annotated as CD276 molecule. NCBI's taxonomy places the organism in Eukaryota, Metazoa, Chordata, Mammalia, Carnivora, Otariidae. The transcript is spliced from 11 exons. The coding region runs from base 821 to 2431 and encodes 536 amino acids. The record is from RefSeq and is a predicted model, not a curated record.
UCCAGGCCGCGGUAGCAGCCUGGGGCGGAGGGAGAACACAGGACUGGGGUCGGCCCACGGGAUCCGGCUCUGCGGCCAGCCGCCUGGAGGGUGGGGUGGUCAGCGGGCAGUCGCCUGUCCCCUCUCGGAGAAAAUACACGUCGGAUCUUCGGAGUCGGGGAACGCGGCGGGGGAGGGGCACGGGCAGACCAGCGCCCCCUGGCCGGAGUCCAGGACCUGGUCUGGGGUCAGGGGCGGGGUCCGGGCCGACGCCCUGCCCAGCGGGCGGGCUCAGGCCUCUGCCCCGGACCGCCGCCGCGGGGCCAAUCCGGCCUCUGGGGCGCACCCGGGCUGCCUUUCCGGGCCCGCGGCUUCCUCCAGCCCGCCCCGCCCCUCGGCCUCGCGGGGCCGCCCCCGACCCCCACUCGGGCCCGGCCUCGCGGCGGCGGCGAUUCGACAAGCGCUCCGCCGCGUCCCCGCGUCCCGAGAGCCGGCCGCGGCGCGAUGCUAUCAGUCAUCUUUAUGGAGCACCGCUCUGACCAUAUCCUUUCCCCUGUUCCAGAACCUUCAGCGGCUCCCAGUUGCCUUCAGGAUAAACUUCAGACCUUUCAGCCUGUCUCCACGUCUGGCUCCAGCCUCAGCCCUUACUCUCCCCACCAGCUGCUGUCUGGAGUCAAACUGAGCCAAACUGAUCUGCGCACAUUCUUGCCCCGGGCUGGCCAACCUUGCCUCUACUUGCCAACUUGUCUCAUCUUCCUUGUAUUUUGUAACAACAUCUUAGUUCUGAAAGGGGGCAGCCUUCCAUCACGGAGAGCCCAGCUGUCAGCUGCCUCUCGGGAAGAUGCUGUGUCGCUGGGCCAGUGAGGGUGUGGGCAUGCGUGUGCGUUUGGCCACAGUCCUGGCAGCGCUGUGGUUCUGCAUCACAGGUGCCGUGGAGGUCCAGGUCCCCGAGGACCCCGUGGUGGCCCUGGUGGGCACCGAUGCCACCCUGCGCUGCUCCUUCGCGCCCGAACCCGGCUUCAGCCUGGCGCAGCUCAACCUCAUCUGGCAGCUGACGGACACCAAACAGCUGGUGCACAGCUUCGCCGAGGGCCGGGACCAGGGCAGCGCCUACGCCAACCGCACGGCGCUCUUCCCCGACCUGCUGGCGCAGGGCAACGCGUCCCUGAGGCUGCAGCGCGUGCGCGUGGCUGAUGAGGGCAGCUUCACCUGCUUUGUGAGCAUCCGGGACUUCGGCAGCGCCGCAGUCAGCCUGCAGGUGGCGGCUCCCUACUCGAAGCCCAGCAUGACCCUGGAGCCCAACAAGGACCUGCGGCCUGGGGACACGGUGACCAUCACGUGCGCCAGCUACCGAGGCUAUCCGGAGGCCGAGGUGUUCUGGCAGGACGGGCAGGGCGCACCCUUGACGGGCAACGUGACCACGUCGCAGAUGGCCAACGAGCAGGGCUUGUUCGACGUGCGCAGCGUCCUGAGGGUGGUGCUGGGCGCUAAUGGCACCUACAGCUGCCUGGUGCGCAACCCCGUGCUGCGGCAGGACGCUCAUGGCUCCGUCACCAUCACGCCCCAUAGAAGCCCCACAGGUGCCGUGGAGGUCCAGGUUCCCGAGGACCCCGUGGUGGCCCUGGUGGGCACCGAUGCCACCCUGCGCUGCUCCUUCGCGCCCGAACCCGGCUUCAGCCUGGCGCAGCUCAACCUCAUCUGGCAGCUGACGGACACCAAACAGCUGGUGCACAGCUUCGCCGAGGGCCGGGACCAGGGCAGCGCCUACGCCAACCGCACGGCGCUCUUCCCCGACCUGCUGGCGCAGGGCAACGCGUCCCUGAGGCUGCAGCGCGUGCGCGUGGCUGAUGAGGGCAGCUUCACCUGCUUUGUGAGCAUCCGGGACUUCGGCAGCGCCGCAGUCAGCCUGCAGGUGGCGGCUCCCUACUCGAAGCCCAGCAUGACCCUGGAGCCCAACAAGGACCUGCGGCCUGGGGACACGGUGACCAUCACGUGCGCCAGCUACCGAGGCUAUCCGGAGGCCGAGGUGUUCUGGCAGGACGGGCAGGGCGCACCCUUGACGGGCAACGUGACCACGUCGCAGAUGGCCAACGAGCAGGGCUUGUUCGACGUGCGCAGCGUCCUGAGGGUGGUGCUGGGCGCUAAUGGCACCUACAGCUGCCUGGUGCGCAACCCUGUGCUGCGGCAGGACGCUCAUGGCUCCGUCACCAUCACAGGGCAGCCCAUGACCUUCCCCCCUGAGGCCCUGUGGGUGACCGUGGGGCUGUCUGUCUGUCUUGUUGCACUGCUGGUGGCCCUGGCCUUCGUGUGCUGGAGAAAGAUCAAGCAGAGCUGCGAGGAGGAGAAUGCAGGUGCUGAGGACCAGGAUGGGGAUGGAGAGGGACCCAAGACCGCCCUGCGGCCUCUGAAACACUCUGAAAACAAAGAAGAUGAUGGACAAGAAAUAGCCUGACCACGAAGACCAGGGAGCUGCUGCUCCAGCCUGGGGGCUCCCACCUCUGGCUGCACCGGGGCCUCAGUGUGAGCCCUGCCCCCAACAGAUGGCUCCCACUCUGGCAGGUCUGCCCAUUCUCCAAAGGACAGAGAGACCACCCCGCAGCCUUCUUUCUCCAAUGGACGUGAUUCCCAAGGCAUCUUGCUGCCUUAUUUCUCCAGUGACACGAUACAUAAACCAUCCUGCUGUCUUGUUUCUUAUGGACAUGAUACAGACACCACCCCACCGCCUUAUUUCUCCAGCGGAUAUGCUGCAUGGACCAUCUGGCUGCCUCCUUUUCUUCACAGGACACAAUAUUCAGACGGAUCCUCUGCCUUCUUUCUCCAAAGACAGGAUACGCAGUCACUCCUGGCCUUCUUUCUCCAGUGGCCCUGUUACACUAGUUUUCAUCUCUCAGCCUUUUGUUCCACUCCCCCGCCCCUGCCCCCGUAAGCCUGUCUCCUCAGACGGGGACACUGCAGCUUCAGCAUCUCCUUGAGUUCACAGGCAUCUCCCCGCCUCUGGCCCCAGCGUUGGCCUUUUCCCUCCCUCCCUAAGUGAAGACAGGGCCCUUCCCCCAGGCAUGCAGGGGCACACCGACACCUGUGCUGGGACACAUAGGGACCUCCCUUUGCCCAGUCUCUCCCGUGGUGCCCUGGGCUGUGCCCUGGGGCUGCCUCCCCAUGGGAAGCAUGUGCUGGUCACACUGGGUCUCUGGGGGUCUGCAUGGGCCCCCUGGAGGUCGGCCUCUAGCCCUCUGCUUUUCCCUCCUAUCCUUUUGUUCAUCCAUUGUAGUCAUGUUCGUUGAGCAUCCGUGGGGUGUUAGCACUGCCUUAGGUACCUGGGACCCAGUGUGAGAAGACAGGCCCCUCCUUUAAGGAGCUUGUCCUUCACCUGGGGAACCGCGAGGAGACAGACAACUGCCUGCCACGGCCUGCGCCUUGUGAGAGGGCUCCUGCCCUUCUCCCUACAGUACCCCUCUAAUGUGCCCGCAGCGUCCUGGAUACCUCAUGCCCAGGCCGUCCCUAAUCCCUUCCCAGAGCAGGGGGUGUGGGCAGAAACCUGGAGACAGGGGCAGAGCCUCUUGCUACAGUCGGAGAAUCUGAUGGUUUCCAAAGUCUUUCAAGGUGUGAGCAGGUGAGCAGGUGGGCAGGCGGCCACGGCAACCCGGACCCUGGAGAGCAGAAGUGUAGGGGAAGCCUGGGGACGGGGCAGGGCCAGGAGGGCACAGGGACACAGCCCUUCACCCCCCACCAUGGUGCUAUUCUGGAGCCGGGAGGACACCUCCUGGCUUGUCUCUCGCCAGCCCCCGGCCUCCGGAAAGCUUCUGAUGUCCUUCUGCUGACAUUUCCUCCUUCCCCAGGGAACGGAAGAGGUGGCAUGCCUAAUUUAAAUGUGGGACUCUGAGGAAUUUUGUUAACUGGGGGUGUAUUUUGGGAAAAAUAAAUGGCUUUGUAGAAAGCUUUUUCUCCGAGAAGUGUGUGGAAGCAGGUUGGGCAGCAGGACUUGGCAGGAGGGAUCCCCUCCUGGACAUUUGAGGCCAGAGCAGGGAUGCCUGUGUCUCCUCCCUCAGUCGCUGGGUCUCUGUGGCCAUGCAGCCCCUCCCUGGCCGCAGUUUCCCCCUUGGGAAAGUGAAAUUGGCUGUCCAGGAAGGCUUGGUUCCUCCCAUUCCUGGAAGCACCACCUAAUUUCUUGAUCUUGGGAGGCUCAGAUCCUGGGCUUGCUUAGGGCCACUUCUAGCACCCCAUUUUACAGAUGGGGAAGCUGAGCCCUAGUAGGAAGCUGAUACCAGGGAAGGAGCUCUGCAUGCUGGUGUUGGCUGGCCCCCUGGAACGGGCACCGAUCUUGAAUCAGAGAUCCAGGUCCGGGACCUCAUUCUGCCCUGUGACCCUGAGCAGGGCAUCUAGCUUCUCUGGGCUUUACUUUUCUUAUAUAAGAAACAGACCUGAGGUUUUCACCAUCCUCCACCUCCAAAGACUGAGAAGAGGGGUGAAUGUGGCAGAUAAACAGGUUUCCAGGGGGCUGGGUUCAGGGAUGGGGAAGCCUGCAGAGCAUACUGUGCCCAUUUGCCCCUGGGUGACAAGGCCCUGGGGCAGCAGGACAGUGAUGGGGGAGGUGGUGGUCAGGACACUUGACUUUUGUUCCCAGCUCCACUACUAACUUGUGACAGAGUCCUUCAUACCUCUGACCCUUGAUUUCCUUGUCCAUUAAGUAGGGCACCGAGUCCUCCCCUGAAAUGUAUGCAGCAUUCUUUACAAACCAGAGUGCCUAUUAUAAAAGCCCAUGGCCCCCGCAGUGAGACUGGUCACCUUGCUUGAAGUCCCACUACGGGUGCCCUGGCUGGAUUUUAGAAUCAAAAGACUUGUGUCGGGGCUCUGCCUUUGCCCUGUACUCUGCCCCCCCUCCGCACCCUUGAGCAUGUUGCUCACCCCACUGGGCUAAACUCUCCCUGCCAGGUGGGGACGACGGUGGUUCAUGUUUCAUGGGAUCUCUCUGAAGGUUGGACAAGACAGUGGGUAAGAAGAUCCUGCAAACUAUAAAGUGCUGGGUGCGUGUGGGGGGUAUUUUUCUUCCCUGCCGUCUGGGCUGCACUCUCUUACUCCCUAGGUGACUUUGUAGAUGGAGCGCAGUGACCUCAGUUUGCCUAUCUCUAAAAGAGGCAUGGGAACCAGUGCUUGUUCUUCCUGAUGGGGCCAGGAUAAGCCUCAGACACUGGAUCCGAUGCUCGCAGGAGGGACCCGGCAAGUGGGGGGUACUUUCCUGGGGGCUGAGGGCUAAGGAAGGUGGCCACUAAGUCCCCUGUGAUAAGUGCUCCAGAGAGCAGUAUUUUUAGCUGCCUUUCCUGGGCAAAGCUCCAACUUCUGCAUUUUAAUGGAGAAAUAAUUCUCACAGUGCGACAAGCUGUAGCCUGCAGGUGUCACAUCCACAUUAAAGAGGGGACAGAGCAAGGGUUCAUUUGCCCUGGCUGGCUUGAGGUGUGACCGGAAUUCACCUCCAGGAGCACUUGUAACCAGGGCUGUGAAGACCAAUUAGUGGAUCUGAUUGCUCAGAGGGAAGAGCCUGGGAGGGGGGUGAAGACGGCAGGGCUGGGGCCCUGAGCCAUCCCGAUUGUCGACUUUCAGAGCACUCUGCCUCUGCUCAGUACGGGCAGGAAUUGUGCCUUCCCCAGGUCGGUUGCCAGGGGCUUCUGUAAAGCCCAAGUCUUAAACUGAAAUGUGAAGCCAAGGUUUGCACCAAGUAUCAAAAUCCUGGGCCUCCAAGGGCAGGGCACUCCCAGAGAAGCAGGAGCGGAGGACUGCGUGCAGUAAUGCGCGGGAACACUGCAAAUGCAGACAGUAUUGUGUUAAACUAACAAGCAAACACAAUCAAAACACCACAGGCCCAAAAUGGCAUCGCUUAGGCCAAGUCCCUACACUGGGGCUUAAUAUAUAGUCUAAUUGCACUUUUGACGUCCCCCAGAAAUAUCGUCUUAUAGGAAUUUUCUUAGUAGGGUCGCCAAUGAAUCUGCCAUGUGGGCCUUCUCCAUCCCCCAAAGGAAGAUGAGGUAAUCUGCAUAAGACCCCUGGCUUUUCCUGUUGCUUUUCCCUGCCCAGGGAAAGUGGCCUUGCCUGGAACAAUCCUUUUGCAAAAACUUUCUUGCCCCACCCUCCUAUAAGAACUUUCCAUUUUGUACAACUCCUGGGAGCUUCCCUCUACUGGCUUGGUGGCCUGAAUCAUUUAAUAAAGCCAAUUAGAUCUUCA